This is a messenger RNA of Lolium rigidum, 2321 nucleotides long. RefSeq names its product pentatricopeptide repeat-containing protein At5g10690-like. NCBI's taxonomy places the organism in Eukaryota, Viridiplantae, Streptophyta, Magnoliopsida, Poales, Poaceae. The transcript is spliced from 12 exons. Gene Ontology annotation, molecular function: protein binding. The record is from RefSeq and is a predicted model, not a curated record. Bases 38 to 1864 code for a protein of 608 amino acids.
CUCCGCCCGCGCUCGCAGCUCACCACCCGAAGAGACGAUGAUGCUGAUAAGGCCGCGGUUCCUCUCCCCCUCGCCGGCCUCCUCCCGCCGCGAGCCCCUCCUCCCCGCCCUCUCCGCGCCUCCCGAGCCCUCCAGAACCUUCUCCUCCUCCUACUCCUCCUCCGCUCGCCCGCCCCGCCCCUCCCCCAACGAGCGCCCACUGCCCAACCUCCGCCGCCUCACCGCCCGCAUCGUCGACCUCACCCGUCGCAAGCAGCUCUCCCAGAUCAUGGCAGAGGUGGAGGCGUCCAAGCGGCGCGCGCGCUCGGGCAGGGGCGGGGGGACCAACAUCAUCGUCAUGAACGCCGUGCUCGAGGCCUGCGUCAGCUGCGGCGACGUCGACCUCGCCGUCCAGCUCUUCGACGAAAUGCGGGGGCCCAUGGGGUGCGGCGUUGACGCCGUCUCCUACGGUAUCCUGCUCAAGGGUCUGGGGAUAGCUAGAAGGAUUGAUGAAGCAUUCGAGAUACUGGAAUCAAUUGAGAAAGAUACUUCUGUUGGGUGCCCCAGACUCUCUCCUCAUCUUAUCUGUGGUUUUCUAAACACACUUAUCGAAGCAGGAGAUAUGAGGCGUGCCAAUGCUCUUGUUGCCCGUUUUCGGCAAGUCCUUUAUGAAGGCCAAUCUGUGUUACUAUAUAACUUACUGAUGAAGGGAUACAUAAAAAGCAACUUCCCUCUCGGAGCUUUGACUGUUAAAGAUGAGAUAUUGCGCCAAGGGUUGAAGCCUGAUAGAUUGACAUACAACACCAUCAUUUUUGCUUGCGUGAAAUCCGAAGAGAUUGAGAAGGCUUUCCAGUUUCUUAAAGAUAUGAAGGAAGAAGCUAAAAGGGAUGAUAAUCCUGAACUCCUCCCGGAUGCUGUUACCUACACAACAUUACUUAAGGGUUUAGGAAAUAGCCAAGAUCUUUAUUCAGUUUUGAAGAUUGUGGUGGAGAUGAAAUCGUCACUUAUUUUAAUUGAUAGGACUGCAUAUACAGCUAUGGCAGAUGCCUUUCUAGCUUGCGGGUCCAUUGAUGGGGCUCUUUGCAUUUUUGGCGAGUUAAUAAAGCAGGUUGGCACCAACAAAGACUUGAGGCCCAAACCUCAUCUUUAUCUUUCAAUCAUGAGAGCUUUUGCUACUAUAGGUGAUUUUGAUAUGGUAAAGAGACUGUACAAACGCAUGUGGCCAGAUUCAGCUGGAUCCAUUAGCCGUUCAGCUAAACAAGAGGCAGUUGAGCUAUUAAUGGAAGCUGCUUUAAAUAACAAUCAGAUAGAUGUGGCUAAAGGACUUCUCAGAAGGAUAGUUAAGGGGAAGGAGCAUUUCUCUUGGACAAGUAGAGUAGGCCUGGUGGCACUAAAAGUUGAAACGUUAUCUGGAUUCACCAACUCUCCUCUUAGACCGCAUGUAUUUCCACAGAUUCUCUUGAAUGAUCCCGUCGAGAAGUAUAUGCUUCCAUUUCAAGAAACUAGACCGCUAUGUGGUGACUUAAUAUUGGGGAACGUUGUGAUGCGAUUCUUAAAAGACUCUGUGGUUCCUCUUGUGAAUGACUGGGGAGCUUGUACUGGAAUUGUUCACAGCCAUGAUUGUACGGAGAUGGAUGCGCCUCUUCUUUCAAUGGCGAGACAACCACUCUGCGUGCCCACUUCAACCUCGCUUGAGCAUGUGAUGGAUCUCCUCCUCAGAGAGAAAUGUGAAAUGGUGAUUGUGGUGAAAAGCGGCAACAUGUACGAAGGCAGUUACACAUCCAGCUCAAGGCCACUGGGAGUUUUCUCCCUGGCUAUCUUGUCGAAGUUCACCACCAACAGGUCGAACACCCAUGACACAUCCGUCUCCAGGGUAGUACCCUGAGGCCUGUUACCCUGGCCGAGCACGUAGCUAUUCCUUGUGUUGUUUUACAUUACUGUGCCUAGCAAGAAGUCGUUUUAGUGCUGUCCCUGCGAGAAUGGAUGAGAGCGGAAAGCUUCACCAUGCCAAAUCUGCUAGGCUCAUCCUAACGCUCUAUACUGUGUAUAUGAAGUAAUCCCUGAUGCACACAGCAAAGCUGCCGGUGGAUCAGAAAUUAUGACCCGAUGUUUCUGGGUUAGGCUCUCGAGUGGCCUCCGACGUGGUCCUGGCUUGUUUUAGGCGCAUCCUUGUCAAGUCCACAUCGCCAAUUAUAGAGAAGAUCCUACACGGGGUGUGUAGUCUGUUACCUUUUCCAGCUUGUGAUCUCAACGGGUAACCAAGAAAUCAGAACAUGUUGGCAUUAUGUAUGCUGUACUGACGCAUGCUCCCUUUAUUUGCCCUGAACCUCUGAUUCUUGCAA